This is a messenger RNA of Morchella importuna, 1290 nucleotides long. RefSeq lists its product as uncharacterized. Bases 1 to 1290 code for a protein of 429 amino acids. Gene Ontology annotation, cellular component: nucleus; cytoplasm. Gene Ontology annotation, molecular function: protein binding. NCBI's taxonomy places the organism in Eukaryota, Fungi, Ascomycota, Pezizomycetes, Pezizales, Morchellaceae. The transcript has a single exon. The record is from RefSeq and is a predicted model, not a curated record.
AUGGCUUCAAACAUUCUACGACUGGUCGGCUCUGCGCCGGAUCAACAUUUUCAACUCCUAGCCCUCCCCAACGAACUGAUCAUAGAGAUUGCCCAUUCAAUCGAUGCGAAAGACCUUUAUCACCUUAUGCAAACUUGCCACCGCCUCAACACUGUCCUAGCCUUGCGUCUCCACUCUUGUUUCAUCCAGCAUAAGGAUAAGAUUCUGUUAGAUGCUUGCACACACAACACAACCACCCUUAUACGACGAGCCAUUGCAGUCGGCGCACGACCGGAGGUGAGGUUUCUCUUGAAUGCAUGCGGGCGGAACGACAUCGAGGCCGUCAUCAUACUCCUCGAUGAGGGUAAACUCGAUGUCAACAGCUGCGACUGGCGGCAAAAUGUUGUCGAUUGCUGCAGUUGGCGCUAUGAAGAUAUAUACCCACUCCAGGUAGCCGUCCGCUGCGGUCAUCCUAUAAUCGUGCAAGCUUUACUUUCCCGCGGCAUCCGGAUGAACGAUCCUGAUGCUUUACGUGGCAGCGGCGUCCGGAUCAACAGGCGUGGAGGUUACAAUUACCUCAUGGGUGCAGUUGACAGCGGCGAUCUAACGGUUCUACGGUUGUUACUGAAAUACGGUGCGACCGUACUGGCACCGAACGGGUGGGCAUACGAUGAUGCUCUCCGGCACGCAAUAUAUAACCGACGAGAUAUGUUGCUGCCUUUUAUCGAGCUUGGAUAUCAUCUAGAACAUGCCAUAUUCCAGCCCCGGACGGCGCUCUCGAUCGCGGCGCGACUCGACUGUGUCGGCACAGUUAAAUUGCUCCUGAAGAGCGGGUGUGACGCCAAUUACGUCCAAUGCCCCUGGCUUCGCACCCCACUUUCCGAGUGUUGUGCCGUGCGUGGAAGUAUCGAGACAAUGACUGCUUUACUCGAGGCAGGAGCGAAUCCCGAUGAACUGGAUAUGAACAGUCUAAGUUCUCUUCAGAUAGCGAUGUCUAGAGGGCACGUGGAGGCGGUACGGCUACUGAUUAAUUGGACUCAGCAUUCGACACACCCUAUUUGCUGGUUCCCAAAGCGGAUUAGAAACCCGUGGUACCUAGAGGGAAGAGAAGAGUGCAAGAGAAUCCUAGAUGAAGCCGGCUUUAACACGGACGAACCCUGUCUUAGGGUGAGAUGGAGGGAGUACAAGCAAAUGCUAUCGGACGAGAAGGAGGACCUGCAGAAUGCGGAGGCAGUAGAGGAGUUACAGGAGGUGCAGGAGGUGCAGGAGGUUAGUGUAGUGGAGGAGAUGGGAGUCAAUGUCGAAGAAUGA